Messenger RNA from Didymodactylos carnosus, 5523 nucleotides. The record is from the annotation of a GenBank genome assembly. Lineage: Eukaryota; Metazoa; Rotifera; Eurotatoria; Philodinida; Philodinidae.
AAAAUUUUAAAAGCUUGUUCGGUCAAAACCGAUUGCAGAUUCGUCUUCUCCAUGGUUGAUUAUGCGGUACGCGAUAACUUCUGGAUCGGGGUACUUUAGAAAAAAUUUUCGACAUCGUUUUGCCUUUUUGGUCCCAUAAGGUAACAUUCUGAAAAAUUUUUGAGCAAGACCAUGGGAAAAUUUUUUUCUAAAGCACCCCGAUCCAAAAGUUAUUGCGUACCACAUAAUCAACCAUGGAAAAAACGAAUCUGCAAUCGGUUUCGACCGAACAAGCUUUUGAAAUUUUUCGAUCCGGUGAUAUGUUUGACUGUAUAUUUUUGAUUAGAAUGAAUAAGUUUAAGCAGAUCUGGCGUUGAUAAGAAAUAAUUAUAAAUUUCAGUGCAUGAUAACGAUGAGUUUAAGCGAAUUUUUAACUCAGCUGCAAUCUUUCGACAUACGAUUUCUUUUAUCGUUAAAUAGAUGUUUCAUGGAAGAAAAUGCACUUCCGACGUAUGAAUUACUGCACGAAAUUGAAAAUAUAAACGAAACUAAUUUGUGCACGUCUGGAGAUGGUGUUGGUUUGACAAUAGGAUGAGAAAGAGAAUCCUCAAUAAAUAGACAUUCUUUUUUUAAAUGUUAUAUGUAAACAGGGGAAAAACAGCAAAAGCGGACAAUUCUCAAAAUGCGGACAAAUAGCGGACAGCGGACAAAUUGCGGAAAAAACUCCAAAAUGCGGAAUUUGUCCGCAAAAUGUGGACCAUCUGGGAAGUCUGAUUCUGAUAUCUAAACAGUACAGAAACAAAAUUAGAGCACAAGAAUCAAACUAGAAUAAAUAUAAGAGACAAGUUCUAAACUCUGUAACCUUCAAGAUCAAAAGCUUUAGAAAAAAGAUAACCAAUUUGCUGGUCGAAAAUGAUACUUUUCAAAAGAAAGGAGAGAGCAGCAUUUUAACUAGAAGAAAAUUUGUUAUUGUUAUUCACCUACAGUUAAUUUUUCUAAUUAAAUUCGUUUUAAAAAGAUAAACGUUUUCAAAAUCAUCUUAAAUAGAUGUCGUAUAUACGCAGUUUUUUGAAUAAUAUUAUAUGUUCAUUAUGUUAUAUUGAUAUCACAAAAAGAAUGAAAAAACAUUUUUCGAUGCUGAGUGAUGGAUUCGUUAUUUUUUACGUACUAGGUUAACUUACAAUGACAUAUGAGUCCACAUGACCAUAUAUCUUGGUCGUCUAUAAUACAAUACAUUGCGUGUUUUUUCUUUUAUAUUGGAGGCAGACAUAUUUCAGAUCUGUUGUUCAGAACUUAAUGUACCUUGGCAUUGAACUAAAAAUCAAACCGUAACAACGGACGUACACGUAAAAGCAACGCUAUGCUAUAACGAGUAGCAUAUGUUUUACGAUGUGUCGGGUUUCUCGCUUCCACUAAUCAGUUUAAUUAAACAUAUUUUAGCAGAUUAAAAUACAAAUUUUGUUUCUCUUUCUGAUACUAAAGCUAUCUUUUUGAAGUUUUCGAUAAGAAUUAUAUAAAAUGAAGGCACAAAUACAUGUGUAAAAGAUGAAUAUUUUCUAUUGUUAACAGAAAAUGGUGCUAGAUUAUUUUUACUGUAGACAAGAAAAGCUAGCUCUCGAAAUCAGGUGCAGAAUUAUAAAAAUAAAUACAAUCGUUUUUCGCUAACUGUAAACGGUUUUUAGACUUAGCGAAGGCGCAGAUAUAACGGUGUACGGGAAGAAAAUCUUUUCUCAAGAAGCUACUCUAAAAAUUCUUUUUUAUAAAAUUUUAUUUUCACUGGAAAUAGUUUCCCGUGUUCACAAAUUUUUAUAAGCUUUCAACAAGAAAGUAUUUUCAGUAAUUGGUAGAGAUCGGACAUACUUCUCGCUCUCCUAUACUGCAAAAAUAUAAUAAUAACAAAUGGAAGUGUGUUGUUCAUUCAUGUAAUACGAAAAUAUAAAUGAAAAUCAUGAAAUUUACUGUAGAAUUGCGUAACUAAAUGAAGAAUGACGUGCAGAUAUUUUCUCUUUAUGAAAAAGUUUUCAACUUUUGGUCUUGCUCCAAUUUGAAAUGACACAUUCUUCUUGUAUAGCAUAGUGAAGAAACAUGUAUUGUUCCUACUUCUCUUCAUUUGAACGAUGAGUUCAUAUGUUGUUACUUUCUUUUGUAGAUUUUAUAUUUCUAUUUUUGAAUCGAACAGUGAUGCCCACAGAUAAUACAACAGCUGCCAGCGCGUGGCAUCAGUUAUCUGUGCCAAAAACCAAAACAACAACGCAAACAACGUCGUUAGAAACAAAUAAUACAAAUGAUUGGCCUAGUCUUUCACAAGCUACUAUACUGCCUGACAAACCAGCAAAAGAAAAGAAGACACCUGUGAUUCAACGACCUGGAAAUAAAGCAGAUGAAACGAUAACAAAUGAAAAUGAAACGUCGUCAUUCUCUUUGGACAGCAGGACGACGCCAGAACCUCCUAAUGAUAAUGAAACUGUCGCAAAAAAUGAAAACUUAAAUAAUGAUGUUUUGACGAACGAUGUUAUAAAAAGUGAGACCAGUGACAUAGAUAUUUCUGAUAAUAAUAAAAAAAACGAAAAUACCGUUUCUGCCACAACAAACGAUGCUUCUACGCUUCCUGAUGCAACAAUAGAUGCAGCGCCCAAUACUCCAAAAACACCUAAAAAGAAAGCAAAACAAAAAUGGAUACCGCUUGUUAUUGAUCAACAACCUUCAGCAUCGGCAACAGCGGCUGAUGUCACAUCAACUAGGGGUGCUCGCGGUGCUAAACGAGGCGGACGUCCUCGAACACGAAGUUUAGAUGAUUAUCGCGGUCGAGGUCGAGGUAACUGGCAUUACGAAUCGUAUAAUAAACGAAAGAAAAAGGAACCGUCAGUUGAUCAAAAUGCUGUUAGUAGUACUGAGAAAACUGGAACAGUAACAACUAGCAGUACCACGACAACAACAGUAGCUCCAACAACUACAUCAGCGACAAAACGUGAAAGUCGUGACAAUUUUCAUAAGUUUAUUUUUGAUGACGAAGUUACUGUCAUUGAUGAUUGUUCAUUUGUUCUACCAUACAUGGUAGACAAUACCGGAACUAACAACAGUCUAUAUUAUUAUCAACAACAACAGCCAUCCGAAACAGCUACAUAUACUCAGAGUCAAUUACGUGAUUUUGUUCGCCGUCAACUAGAAUAUUAUUUCAGUGACGAAAAUUUAGAAGUCGAUAUUUACCUACGACGAAAAAUGUCUAGAGAUGGUUAUGUACCCUUAUCAUUAAUAGCUGGUUUUAACCGUGUUAAAUCGUUAUGUGAAGAUUUUAACAUGAUUAUUGAGGCAGUAGCAGACAGUGAUGUUAUUGAAAUGACAGAUAAAUAUAUGGUACGCUGUCGUACAAAUCCUGAAAAAUGGCCACUUAUAUGUGAUGGUAUUGAUCCAAAUGUACUAUCAUUAAAUCCAGAUGUAGCAGAAUUUCAACCAGGAAAAAUAUGGAAAACAGAUAAUUCUAGUAAAUAUCAUAUGUUUGUUUAUAUGACACAAUGGGUUAAUAUUUACGUAUGCAUUUUUGCAGAUCAAAAUAAUAUUACCGUUCAUGAUGUAAUAAGUUCAAUAAAAUCAGACAAUCAAAAGAAAAUUUCAGAUGAAACAGUAUGGCAAGUUGUGCCCACGAAAAAGAAAAAAGCUGUUAAGAAAAAAGAGAAGAAAGAACAACAAAAUCAACAGCAAAUUGAUGAUGAUGCAACGAAUGAUACGCGAGAAGAGCUUGACUUUAAAUUCGAUGAAGAAUUACCUUCUAAUAAGUCCAUUUUAACCUCAAGCAACAUGCCAAAACGUCGCAGAGCAAACUCAUUAAAUCUUCAUUUUCCCGAUACGUUAAGCGACGAAUCAGAAUUUGAAUUAGCCGAUGAUGAUAUUGAUAAAAUAUUGAUUAUAACACCUACACCACCAUCGACACGUAAGCAGCAGCAUAAUAUUCGUAGUGCGGAGCAUCAUAUUAUAAGAGCGAAGAUGACAUCAGAAAUGGCAAAAAUAAUUGAUGACGGUUUGAGAUGGUACGAAGAAGAAUUAUGGCACGAGAGACCUACAAGUUCAAGAGCCAAAGAUAAACUCAGUGACAAAACAGUGAAAUUAAUAACACAAGAAGAGAUGAAUUUGAUGCGAAAUGAAUAUGUCGAACAAGAAUCAAAAUUAGUGGAAGAUGAAGAUAAUGACAACGACAAUACGAAUGACGCAGAACUACAUCAAGCUAAGAGAGAAAAUACAAAACAAGGAGAUACAUCACAACGCUCAGCAGCAAUACCUAUCAAAAUACCUCCUCAACAAGAACCGUUUUUUCGUCCGAAACAUUUGCCAAUUAGUACACAACAUGAUUUUGUAUCACAUUCAUUACCAAAUGAUUUAAAAAAUUGUCCACCAUCUACUGCAACAACAUCAAACGAAAAUAGUAAUCAACAACAGCAACAAUCACCGAGCAAUACUCAACAAGAACCACGUACUCCACAUUCACGUGCCAGACACCAAACAAGAUUUUAUCCCGUGACAAAAGAACUAACAGUCAUAGAACCAAAUAGAAAAACACGUCACACUGAAAAUCCGCCAAUCGAAAGUUCUGUCGGUUGGGUGUUUGAUUCUCGUGGACAUGUAUCAUCGAAACCUCGAAGUAAUACAAUAGCGGGACAACAAACAUCAGAUGCGGCCACAAAUCGUCAAGAUUAUAACUAUGAUCAGUAUCAAAUGUCUGAAUAUGGAGACUAUUAUGACUAUGAUAGAAGAUAUAGUUACAAUUAUGAUUAUUACAACGAUUACAAUUAUUCCCAACCGUUUGGAACAACUCCCGUUGAAAUACCACAAUUUCAACAUCCAUCACAUUCAUUAUUAGAACAAAAUGGUUUUACACAACAAGUUUAUGUUAAAUAUAAACAUCGUUGUCUUGAAGAACGAAAACAAUUUGGAUACGGUCAGUCACUGGAAAUGAAUACACUUUAUCGUUUUUGGUCAUUUUUCUUGCGAGAAAAUUUUAAUCGUCGAAUGUACAAUGAGUUUAAACAAUAUGCAGUUGAAGACGCAAAAACUGGACAUAGAUAUGGUUUAGAAUGUUUAUUUCGAUAUUUUACUUAUGGAUUAGAAAACCAUUUUCGACUUGAAGUGUUCAAGGAUUUUGAAGAAGAAACCUUGAGAGAUCACGAAGCUGGUCAAUUAUAUGGAUUAGAAAAGUUUUGGGCUUUUUUGAAAUAUUCAAAACGUAAUCCUGUCAUAAAUCCAAAAUUACAAGAUAUACUUAAAAAUUAUAAACGACUGGAAGAUUUUCGUAUUGAUGGAGCAAGUUUUCCACAGCAAUGGUAUCCAAGUAAAACGGGUAUUAAAACUGUACCGGCGCCAGAAGCAGCAGCUGCAGCUGCUCUAAAAGAAAAUGCUUCGUCUAAUACAACGACAAUUACAAGUGGUGGAAAUAAUCUUUCUUCUACUGCCACUUCUAUUCCUACUCCUCCUCCUACUAGUACUGUGAAUGAUCCUGCUCAAACUCGUCGUCAGUAUCGACCCAAUAAUCGUCGUACGACAUCCGAACGUUGA